This is a messenger RNA of Brassicogethes aeneus, 489 nucleotides long. NCBI's taxonomy places the organism in Eukaryota, Metazoa, Arthropoda, Insecta, Coleoptera, Nitidulidae. The record is from the annotation of a GenBank genome assembly.
AUGAGUUCCAAAAUGAAGAAAAGAGGUCCGGAAGAAGAUAAGAAUAUAAAUUUGGAGAAAAGAAUGGAGCGAUUGGAGAAGAUGUUAUUAGAACGCUUGCCGGUACAAGAAGAAAAUGGCGGCCAUCGUGCAAAAAAGCGAAAAAGAGGCAAAUAUGAUUCUGAUGAAUCAUUAGAUUCAGCAGAUUCUUAUGGUACAGAUGUUGAGGAGGAGGAGGAGGACAUGUUAGUGGACUGUUUAGGGGAAAAACCUGAGAGUGCCAAAAAUAAGGGUCUAAAUAUACAUUCCCAAAUUCAAACUAGAUGGGAAUAUAUUCUUAAAAAGGGUCUGUCUAAGGAGCAAAAAACAGAAUUAAUAAAUAAAUACCCAACUCCAGAGAAUUGUAACUCUCUUGUAGCUCCCAAAAUUAAUCCCGAAAUUAGUAUUACUAUGAGGGAAGCCCUUAUGAAGACCGAUAACUAUUAUCUUAUCCCACCACAAAAUUAGCAU